This is a messenger RNA of Rhinocladiella mackenziei CBS 650.93, 582 nucleotides long. RefSeq lists its product as uncharacterized. Gene Ontology annotation, molecular function: hydrolase activity, hydrolyzing O-glycosyl compounds. The coding region runs from base 1 to 582 and encodes 193 amino acids. The record is from RefSeq and is a predicted model, not a curated record. Gene Ontology annotation, biological process: carbohydrate metabolic process. The transcript has 2 exons. Lineage: Eukaryota; Fungi; Ascomycota; Eurotiomycetes; Chaetothyriales; Herpotrichiellaceae.
AUGAAGCUCUGUGUGUGGAUCAAUCCGUACGUGGCACAAACAUCGCCAUUAUUCGUCGACGGAAAGAAGAACGGGUGCUUUAUUAUGCGAGCCGAUACACCACGGCCGUGCGUCUGGCAAUGGGAUAACUGGCAAGCAGGCAUGGCGAUUGUUGACUUCACAAAUCCAGCAGCCAGGAAUUGGUACAGUGCUCAGCUCACGAACCCCGGCAUCGACAGCUUCAAGACGGAUUUUGGAGAACGUAUACAUUUCUUCCUCCAUCAAGUCCAAUACUACGAUAAAAAUGACGCGGCGCACAUGCACAUUUUCUGCACCUACCUCCACAUCAAGACCGUGUACGAGAUGACGGCAUCUCGUGAGUGGGAAGCAUGUCUUUUCGCCCGCUCUACCACGCUGGAUCGCAGCAGUACUCACAGCUACCAUGCACCAUGGAUCUACGACUCCAAGACCUUCCCUGGCAAAGAUGAGGCAUGCAGCACCAUCUUUAGGCAGAUCGUCGAGCACGAAAUGACUCUCACACCGUGUUUACUAUGCACGCCGCUCGAGGCACGGCACACCGGUCGUGAAAGCCAUGUUCCUUGA